CUCCCGCCCCGGCGCCAUUCCUUCUCCCUGGACCCCACGAAGCUUUCAGAAGCCGUCGGUCCACCGCCCCCCUUCCACCCAAACCGCACUUGAUUAGAAAUUUAAAGUCGGCUCUCCUGAGGAAGCUGCAGGCGGGAGCCCCAAGCAUCGGGUGUGAAGAGAAAAAAUGACAUUCCAGUGGGUGGCGGUUGCAACCUUUCUUUACGCUGAAAUAGGACUCAUUUUAAUCUUCUGUCUACCUUUUAUUCCUCCUCAGAGAUGGCAGAAGAUUUUUUCAUUUAACGUGUGGGGUAAAAUUGCAACUUUCUGGAACAAGGCUUUCCUUACUAUUAUAGUCCUGUUAAUUGUUCUCUUUCUAGAUGCUGUGAGAGAAGUAAGGAAAUACUCCUCUACUCCUGCCAUUGAAAGGAGCUCAACCAACAGACCUAGUGCCUAUGAACAUACACAGAUGAAACUUUUUAGGUCUCAAAGAAAUCUUUACAUUUCCGGAUUUUCGUUAUUUUUUUGGUUAGUAUUGAGACGUCUGGUUACCCUUAUUACUCAGCUGGCAAAAGAAUUGUCAAACAAAGGAGUACUUAAAACUCAAGCAGAAAAUACUAACGAGGCUGCCAGAAAAUUCAUGGCAGAGAAUGAAAAACUAAAACGGCUCUUGAAAAGCUAUGGCAAGGAAGAGGAACACAUUUUGGAAGCAGAAAAUAAAAAACUAGUAGAAGAACAGGAAAAACUGAAAACUGAAUUAAAAAAGACUUCAGAUGCCCUUUCUAAGGCACAAAAUGACGUGAUGACAUUGAAGAUGCAAUCAGAGAGACUUUCGAAAGAAUACGACCAACUCCUGAAAGAACACUCAAAACUUCAGGGAUCCUGAAGUUGCUGACUUUACCAUGGCAUGAAGAGAAUUACUCCAUGGCAUCCUUCAAGAUUCACCAUGGAAAGUGAAGAAACACUUUAGAAACCUCUCGCCUAGAAAUGGAACUUUUUUCCUCCCAUUUGUGAGGUCAGGGUAUGCUCAACAAGGAUGAGGAUCCACACCAAUGGGCUUUGCCAGGGUGUCAGAAACGUUUAGGUCCCUGAGUGGAGAAAGGAGAAGCAAGAAUAUUUCUUGAAUUUCUUAUGGCCAUUGCUGAAUGUCCUCAUUGUGGUAACAGCUAAUGAUUCUCUUAAUCCCUGAAGAAUGUAUGGGACAGUGAGAUUAGAUUCCCUCAACUCAUUUCCUUUCCCCCUAAAAAAGCCACCUUCAGAUUGGAGCUUAUGCGUUCUUGACAAAGGAUGUAAAAAGCUUUGAUGAGUAAUUCCUUCCCAAGAAAGCAGUUGUUAUACCUGUUUCUUUGAAAAAUGCCCCCAUCUCAGAUAUGCCAAGUGCCAUGCUGAGAGUUGGUCCUGUUCACUAGCGCAUUUAGACCUUGAUCUAAUUUCUGCUUGUAUCCAGGUUUUUGAAAGAUUUAAUGGAUGACAUUUACUGAAGGUGUGCUCUGGACCAAACACUUAGCUAAUGGCUUCAUAUAUGUUACGGUGUUUAUUCUCCAUUACAACCCAAUAAAUUAAAAUAUGUUAAUACCCUAUUUUGUAGAUGAGGAAAAUGAGACCCAGAGAUGUUAUAUAAUGUACCCAAAGUUCAGUAACUAGAAAGUGAUAUCGUUCAAAGUUGGAUUCGAAGUCAGGAAAUCUUUCUCCAGAACCUCCAUCAUUGACCACUGUGCUCUUUGGCCUGUAGUAGUCAUUGGACUAUGUGUUCUUGGAUCCAUUCUCUUGCCACUCUACUUGACUCUAUCUCAGGGAGCUACAUUUCCCAGGCUUCCUUGCUGUCUGGCUUCAGCCAGUGGGAGGCAGUAGUAGAAGACUGAAGGCAGGAGGCGGGGGAAAGCCAGGGGUUUCUCUCAUUCUCUCUGCUUUAGGUGGUAUCUGCCAGUAGCAGCCUCAUCUCUUUCUAUUGUCCCAGUUCCCACUGGGUAGCUUCCACCUGGUGGCCCUGGCUCCUAGGAUCCAUAACACUAUCUCCUCUUGUGUCCAAGGAGUGGCA
Diceros bicornis minor is the source of this 2017-nucleotide messenger RNA. Its product is annotated as B-cell receptor-associated protein 29. Gene Ontology annotation, cellular component: endoplasmic reticulum; endoplasmic reticulum membrane. Gene Ontology annotation, biological process: endoplasmic reticulum to Golgi vesicle-mediated transport; intracellular protein transport. The record is from RefSeq and is a predicted model, not a curated record. Bases 167 to 865 code for a protein of 232 amino acids. The transcript is spliced from 8 exons. NCBI's taxonomy places the organism in Eukaryota, Metazoa, Chordata, Mammalia, Perissodactyla, Rhinocerotidae.